AUGGACAGCACCAUCUCCUUGCCGCCCUCCCUUACCUCCGGCUUCAAGAAUGUGUCGUCCGUAGUACCUGGAAACGGCGCCUCUGCUUCAGCUAUUGUUUCCGAGAGCCUGACAGUCACUCCUCAUCUCGGAGGAUCUCCCGGUGCUUCCUCUUCCGCUUCCCCAGGUACACCGCUGCAGUCGUCCCUCUCAUUGCCGUUCCCCGUCCCUGGAGGAGAGACCUCGGUGGCACAGUCGACGACCACAGCUGAAGCACCUCUCUCAUCUCUCGCCUCCUCAACGCCCACCGCAGCAUCAACAACAACCAUCCCGAAUCCCCAACCCUCACCAGAUACCUCUUCCUCCCUCCCAACAAUGACCACGCCCUCUUCAACCCCUUCAUCAACACUCCAACCCCAGGUAACAGGAACACCAAACAACCAAGUCCCCACAAUCCGCACCUCCACCCCAGCCGCGACAGCAACCAUCUCCCCCGCCGUGGCAGCCAACAACCUCGCCUCCGCAAAGACAUUCAACACCCUCUUCGCCUCCCUGACGGAGCAAUCCGCCUGCACGGCCGGUCAAAUCGCCUGCGUCAAGGGCAAAGUCGGCAUCUGCGGGGCCAACGGGGCGUUCGCGAUACAGAGUUGCGGGGCCGGGACCUCGUGCUUCGCGCUGCCGAUGACGACGACGGAGGGGGUCAUUGUCGGGUGUUAUGAUCCCCAGGUCGCGAGCCAGAUCCUGGGCACGCCGGUCUCUGCGUCUACGUCUGUACCGGGCUCGACGGCUGCGCCUGGUUCAGUGUCUACGACUACGACUGCGGUGCCAGCGCCGCCGCCGGCCUCUUCUGACCUCGGGUAUGAGAGUACUGUCACCGUCACGCCGACUGUAAUUGCAACAUACACCAUCUCGGUAACCGCGCCAGGUGCUCCAGGAACAACAUCGGCAGCUCAAGCCCCAGGCUUCACGACGACGGUGUUUGUCACCCAGACCAUGGCCCCAACUCCUGCGCCCUCAUCGACAGCAGCAGAAGGACAAGACCCAUCCACGACGUCGACUUCCGUCCGCAAAACGCGCACCUCAACAGUGGAAGAAGAGACCUCAAAGACUGCCCACUCCAGCACAGCCAAAUCUACUCCCGUCGAGUCAUCAAUAGCAGAACCCACAACGACUAAAGUAGCAAGCUCGACAACAACCAAAGCAAGCACCCCGGUGACAUUGACGGGAACAUUCACGGAUACCCUCAUCGUGAACCCCAUCCCGACGGACGCUCCUUCUGCCGCCGCGGACGCGCCGAGCCCAAUCACGACGCCGAAACCCCUUUCCAUGCCGGCUAUUGGUGCUCAGCAGGGUCUGUCCGUCUUGACGGUGUUUGUGACUGUUACCGAGAAAGAGAAGGAGACUGUCACCGUGACUGUGACCAGGGCUUGA
Colletotrichum fioriniae is the source of this 1410-nucleotide messenger RNA. Lineage: Eukaryota; Fungi; Ascomycota; Sordariomycetes; Glomerellales; Glomerellaceae. The record is from RefSeq and is a predicted model, not a curated record.